UGAGGAGGAAGAAUUGUAAAGUCUAAACUGCACGUGAAGCAGCUUUGUCUGUUUUAAAGCCACUCCAGACUGGACUCAGGAUAUUUUUAAAUUCCUUGUGGUGUGUGACAGAUUCUAUGUACGAAGGAGAGUCAGAGUAGAGUUUUGGGAUCUUUUUAUAUCUUUAUAUUUUGGAUUUUUUUCUCUAUCUCACUGUGGGCGAUAGCGUGUGUGUGUGACAGAGAAGAAAGUGAUUCUGCAUGUGUGUGUGAUAAAGAAAGAGGACCAGGAUGAUUGCAGCCCAGCUACUAGCCUACUUCUUAACUGAACUCAAGGAUGACCAGGUUAAAAAGAUUGACAAGUAUCUGUACUCCAUGCGUUUCUCUGAUGAGACAUUACUGGACAUCAUGCAACGGUUUCGGAGGGAGCUGGUCUCAGGAUUGUGCCAGGAAACUAACACCACCGCUACACUGAAGAUGCUGCCAACAUUUGUUCGGUCAAUCCCCGAUGGCUCUGAAAAAGGAGACUUCAUUGCUUUGGAUUUGGGAGGCAGUAACUUCAGGAUCCUUCGUGUCAAAGUGAGUCAUGAGAAGAAACAGACCGUUCAGAUGGAGAGUGAGAUCUAUGACACACCAGAGGACAUCAUUCACGGCAGUGGAACAAGAUUGUUUGACCAUGUGGCAGAGUGUCUCGGUGAUUUCAUGGAAAAACACAACAUCAAAGACAAGAAACUCCCAGUUGGAUUAACUUUUUCCUUCCCCUGCCGGCAGACCAAAUUAGAUGAGGGCUAUCUGAUAACAUGGACAAAGCGAUUCAAGACCAGUGGAGUGGAGGGGAUGGACGUGGUCAAGCUGCUCAACAAAGCUAUUAAGAAACGAGGAGACUACGAAGCUGACAUCAUGGCUGUAGUAAACGACACGGUUGGAACAAUGAUGACCUGUGGUUUUGAUGAUCAGCGCUGUGAAGUUGGCAUCAUCAUUGGUACAGGUACCAAUGCAUGCUACAUGGAGGAGCUGCGUCACAUUGAUCUGGUGGAGGGAGAUGAGGGCAGGAUGUGUGUGAACACAGAGUGGGGAGGCUUUGGAGACGACGGCAGGCUGGAAGACAUCAGGACAGAGUUUGACAGAGAGAUAGACCGAGGCUCUCUCAACCCCGGCAAACAACUAUUUGAGAAGAUGGUCAGUGGUAUGUACAUGGGGGAGCUGGUUCGUCUCAUUCUGGUGAAGAUGGCCAGAGAAGGCCUGUUGUUCGAGGGAAGGAUCACCCCCGAGCUGCUCACUAAAGGGAAAAUUGACACCAAACAUGUCUCAGCCAUAGAGAAGAGUAAGGAGGGGUUGUCAAAGGCCAAAGAGAUUUUAACAAAACUUGGUGUGGAGCCCUCACAUGAUGACUGCAUCGCUGUGCAGCAUGUUUGUACCAUCGUGUCUUUCCGCUCUGCCAACCUGAUAGCUGCCACGCUGGCUGGCAUCCUGUUGAGGCUAAAGGAGAACAAAGGAGCGGCACGACUCCGAACCACUGUAGGCAUCGAUGGCUCUCUCUACAAGAUGCAUCCACAAUAUGCCCGACGUCUUCAUAAGACAGUUCGCCGUUUGGUCCCAGACUCUGACGUCCGGUUCCUGCUAUCGGAGAGCGGCAGUGGAAAAGGUGCUGCCAUGGUGACAGCUGUGGCCUACAGACUUGCUGAGCAUUCACGACAAAUUGACCAAAUACUGUCUGAAUUUCGCUUGACAACCGAACAGCUGCUGGAGGUAAAGAAACGUAUGAGGGCAGAGAUCCAGAACGGCCUUUCAGGGAACACUCAGGACAGUGCUACUGUCAAAAUGCUGCCAACCUUUGUACGAAGCACUCCGGACGGCUCAGAGAACGGUGAUUUCCUGGCUUUGGAUUUAGGAGGAACCAACUUUCGAGUUCUGCUGGUCAAGAUUCGUUCUGGGAAGAGGAGAUCAGUGGAGAUGCACAACAAGAUCUAUGCUAUUCCUCUAGAAGUGAUGCAGGGUACAGGAGAGGAGCUGUUUGAUCACAUCGUGCACUGUAUCAGUGACUUCCUGGACUACAUGGGGAUGAAGAAUACUCGUCUUCCUCUGGGCUUCACCUUCUCAUUCCCCUGCCGGCAGACCAGCCUAGACGCUGGCACCUUGUUGACAUGGACCAAAGGCUUCAAGGCAACAGACUGUGAAGGAGAAGAUGUGGUGGGACUGCUGAGGGAAGCCAUUAAGAGGAGAGAGGAAUUUGACCUAGAUGUGGUGGCCAUAGUUAAUGACACAGUGGGAACCAUGAUGACCUGUGCCUAUGAAGAACCCACCUGUGAAAUUGGACUCAUUGCUGGUACUGGCAGUAAUGCAUGUUACAUGGAGGAGAUGAGAAACAUCGAGAUGGUAGAGGGAGAUGAGGGACAGAUGUGUGUCAACAUGGAGUGGGGGGCUUUCGGAGACAACGGAUGCCUUGAUGACUUUAGGACAGAGUACGACCGCGCUGUGGAUGAGUUAUCACUCAACCCAGGCAAACAAAGCUAUGAGAAAAUGUGCAGCGGCAUGUACCUCGGUGAAAUAGUGAGGAACAUCCUCAUAGACAUGACCAAGAAAGGAUUCCUGUUCAGAGGACAGAUUUCUGAAACACUGAAGACCAGAGGAAUCUUUGAAACAAAGUUCCUCUCACAGAUAGAGAGUGACAGGUUGGCUUUACUGCAGGUGAGGUCCAUCCUGCAACACUUAGGGCUGGACAGCACUUGUGAUGACAGCAUCAUAGUCAAAGAGGUGAGGUACAGUGAAAUACAUAUUGCUGCUCAAGGGGGAUUUGGAAUGGCAGCUGUAGUCGACAAGAUCAGAGAGAACCGAGGAGUGGAACAUCUGAACAUCACUGUAGGGGUGGACGGGACACUCUACAAACUACAUCCACAUUUCUCUGGGAUUAUGCACCAGACAGUUAAAGAACUGGCUCCUAAGUGUAAUGUCAACUUUCUGCUGUCAGAGGACGGCAGUGGGAAAGGAGCUGCACUCAUCACAGCUGUGGGCUGCCGACUGAGACAAGAGCUGAACAAUAAAUAGAAAGUAUCUCUUCUGUCUUGCUGUUAUCACUCCACUUCCUCCUCUACUCUUGUCCUCUACUCUUUUCCAUGCCAUUGUCUCCUUUUCUUCCCAAAUCAAAUUCGGUCAUUCAACAGAUCAAGCUCCAGUAGCUGCUUUAACUACCAGAAAGUCAGCCACUGUGCUGUAGUUAGAUUAGUUCUGAUUAACCAUUGUACCAAUACAAUACAGGUUUUGGUAUUUUUUGGUUUCUGGUUUUAAACUUAGGGAUAAAACAAGAACUUUAGAUCCUGUGAUAAAUGUGCAGGACAGAAGAAAAAAAAAACUUCAUACACUCUGUGAUAGUCUUGUGUCUCCCCCUGAAGGAUUCUUCCAGUAACUGCAGUCGAUUAUAAUAGAACCUAGCACAACAGUUCUGGGACCAUUUUAAAAAAUUCCAGAAAAAAACUUUAAACUUUGAUAUUUGCAACUUGUAGAGCAGAUCUAGGAACAUAAAAACUGUUUUAAAUGAAAGUCACCAAAGUGUGUCUACUGUCUGCUGUAGGCUUCUUGCUGUCUGUACAAGAAGACAUGUGAAGUGAUAUAUACAUGUGUAAUGAGAUAAAUAUUUUUGCUUUAAGGUUUAUAAGAUCUUACCCUGACAUAAUACAAUAUGUUAUACAUGCAUUGUUGCUAUUUAUUUUAUUUUUAUAUUGGGAGGUGUUGAACAAUAUUACUGUUGCAAUAAUGAUGCACAAAGUUGAAGCCAUCAUCAAAGUCCCCUCAGAGAUACCGGUCCUGUGAGUGAGGGCAGAAAAAAGAGAGGGAUUCCUGCAAGGAUUUGCAGAUUUUGGUUUAAUAUUGCAGUCUUAUUCUUCUCUAAUGUACUCCACUGUAAAAAUAUGUCCAAACAUCACAUGUAUUUUUCAUUAAGUAGAAAUUCUGCUGCUGGUACUAAAUAAAGCUAUUGAUAGUUUGUUGUUGCCUUAAAGCUACAGUAUGUUUCUUAAGGUAGCGCUAGCAUGAAACUCUAAAUCAACCCACUCUGCCCCGCCCUUCACUCCCUCUACUAUGUUCUGCCACACUGCCAAGCUCUUCAGAUGUUUGUCAUUAUGAAUACUGAAGAAAUGAGAAUGUAACAAAACUUGCUGUUCAAGUACAAAUAACUGAAAGUCUCUGAUUGGCCAGACAGGUCUAUCCCGCUCAAAACCUUUUAGAAGCUAAUAUCUCUGUGCUGCUGCCAGAGCUCUUCAAUGAGUCUGGGUCAGAGGAGGC
This is a messenger RNA of Monopterus albus (swamp eel), 4256 nucleotides long. Its product is annotated as hexokinase-1-like. Gene Ontology annotation, molecular function: glucokinase activity; D-glucose binding; ATP binding. The record is from RefSeq and is a predicted model, not a curated record. Gene Ontology annotation, cellular component: cytosol; mitochondrion. Gene Ontology annotation, biological process: carbohydrate phosphorylation; glycolytic process; intracellular glucose homeostasis. The transcript has 22 exons. Bases 270 to 3023 code for a protein of 917 amino acids. Lineage: Eukaryota; Metazoa; Chordata; Actinopteri; Synbranchiformes; Synbranchidae.